Gadus morhua (Atlantic cod) is the source of this 1400-nucleotide messenger RNA. It is a transcript of the gene rmnd5b, whose product is annotated as required for meiotic nuclear division 5 homolog B. Gene Ontology annotation, biological process: proteasome-mediated ubiquitin-dependent protein catabolic process. Bases 135 to 1376 code for a protein of 413 amino acids. The transcript is spliced from 10 exons. The record is from RefSeq and is a predicted model, not a curated record. Gene Ontology annotation, molecular function: ubiquitin protein ligase activity; protein binding. NCBI's taxonomy places the organism in Eukaryota, Metazoa, Chordata, Actinopteri, Gadiformes, Gadidae. Gene Ontology annotation, cellular component: GID complex; cytoplasm; nucleus.
UACGACACAGGAAGUUCCGCCCCGAGAUCGACUGGUGGUAAAUUGUUGUCAUAACAAGCAAGUGGCUAACGCUAACCCUUGCUAACAAGCGAUCAAAAUAGGUUUGGGGUGUAUGCGUGUCCCAGUCUGAGAGGAUGGAGCAGUGUGCCUGUGUGGAGCGUGAGCUGGAGAAGGUUCUCCAUCGCUUUGUCAUGUACGGUCACCAAUCGGAGGAGAGGCUGGAUGAGCUCUUGAGGAGCGUCUGCGAGAUACGGGGUCAGCUCGUUGCGUUCGGGGUACAAGAUGGAGACCUAUCGGUAUUGUCUCAAACUAUGGCACAGUGUUGUAAGAAUAUCAAAGAAACAGUCCAAAUGCUUGCAUCUCGGCAUAAGGACAUCCACGGCAGCGUUUCAAAAGUAGGGAAGGCAAUCGACAGGAAUUUCGAUGCAGAGGUAAGCGCUGUGGUGGCAGAGACAGUGUGGGACUCACCGGAGAGACAGAAGUACCUGAGCGAGACCAUUGUAGAGCAUCUAUACAGGCAAGGGAUGCUCAACGUAGCAGAGGAUCUCUGCCAGGAGUCUGGAGUAGUCAUAGAUAUGAGCAUGAAGCAGCCUUUCUUGGAGCUCAACCGGAUCCUGGAGGCCCUGAGAAUGCAGGACCUCAGACCAGCACUGGAGUGGGCCGUGACAAACCGCCAGCGCCUCCUGGACUUGAACAGCAGUCUGGAGUUCAAGCUGCACCGCCUGUACUUCAUCAGCCUGCUCAACGGGGGCAUCGGCAACCAGCUAGAGGCGCUGCAGUACGCCAGGCACUUCCAGCCCUUCGCCUCCCAGCACCAGAGAGGUGAGCUGAGCCCGAGCCCCAGCCCAUCCCAGCCCUCACUGGCUGACCCCGGUAGCACAGGGCUAGACAUCCAGAUCCUGAUGGGUAGCCUGGUGUACCUGCGCCACGGCAUCGAGAACUCCCCCUACCGCACCCUGCUGGAGACCAACCAGUGGGCGGAGAUCUGCAACAUAUUCACCCGGGACGCCUGCGCUCUGCUGGGCCUCUCAGUGGAGUCGCCCCUCAGCGUGAGCUUUGCGUCAGGAUGCAUGGCCUUGCCAGUGCUGAUGAACAUCAAGCAGGUGAUCGAGCAGAGACAGUGCAGUGGAGUGUGGACACACAAGGAUGAGCUGCCUAUUGAAAUCGACCUGGGUAAGAAGUGCUGGUACCACUCUGUGUUCGCGUGUCCUAUCCUCCGCCAGCAGACGUCCGAGAGCAACCCGCCCAUGAAGCUUAUAUGUGGGCACGUCAUCUCCAGGGAUGCCCUCAACAAACUCACCAACGCUGGGAAAUUGAAGUGCCCCUACUGUCCGAUGGAGCAGAACCCGUCGGACGCCAAGCAGAUCUACUUUUGAUCCCUCUGACUCUUUUGUCACAAG